Molecule: messenger RNA, 3672 nt
Organism: Equus quagga
Lineage: Eukaryota; Metazoa; Chordata; Mammalia; Perissodactyla; Equidae
Gene: ACOT4
Product: acyl-CoA thioesterase 4
Exons: 4
Coding region: 760-2025 (421 amino acids)
Biological process (GO): fatty acid metabolic process; acyl-CoA metabolic process
Cellular component (GO): peroxisome
Molecular function (GO): fatty acyl-CoA hydrolase activity
Source: RefSeq, a predicted model, not a curated record
CAGGUCCCUAACGUCUACACCCUCUUCUGUGUCUGCCUGCUUUGCUGUCGCAGGUCGGUGGAGGUUCAUCUUCUGCUGUGACUUUUGAGGAAGGCUUGAAAUAGGACAGAUGGUCGACUCCUCAGAGUCUGUACGGGCUCACUGGAAGACAAACGCUGGACGCUAUUUUCACUUGGUGCCUUUUUUCGUAAACGCAAAAGUCCUCUUCGGAUUCCACUGCGAAAGCAGGUACUAAUGUAGAUCUUUCCUACAAGGUAAGUGGCCCUCAAGCGACACUCCCGGUAGCGGGAGAAACCUGUACUUGCUUGGAAGACAUGCUAGGAACCCUGGGCUCUCAGAAAAAGGCUUGUUAAAGGACUGAGUGGUAAGGGUGGGAUUAGGACUACGUUUUUCCACUGAUCACCCGAAUUACAACUACCUGGGAUGAUUUCUAUAACUCGCUUCUUGGAACUGCCAGUAUUUUUCCGAACCCAUUAGCUCUCAGCAGUCGCUGUACCUCUGUUUUGACCCUCUUGCACAUUGGAUUGCAGGAUUAGUAAUUAACUCUGAUCUUGGCAGACACUUCCUCCCACUCAGUCGCGAGGGGAUUGGCCCCCACUCUAGGCGAUCUCACACAGCAGCUUAGAGAGUGUCCCCUGCCGGCCCAAAGGGAGUAAGGACAAAGGUUCCAACUGCGCCUGCUUCCCAGCGGGGUGGAGAGACGCCCCGCCAACCCGUGACUCCUCCGAGCCAGGCCGCCCCUUUCCGGCGCAGAUCCGCAUGGCGGCGACGGUGACCGUGGAGCCCGCGGGCCGCUGCCUCUGGGACGAGCCCGUGCGCAUCGCCGUGCGCGGCCUGGCCCCGGGGCAGCCGGUCACGCUGCGCGCGUCCCUGCGCGACGAGAAGGGCGCGCUCUUCCGGGCCCACGCGCGCUACCGCGCCGACGCCACGGGCCAGCUGGACCUGGAGCGCGCGCCCGCGCUGGGCGGCAGCUUCGCGGGGCUCGAGCCCAUGGGGCUCCUCUGGGCCCUGGAGCCCGACAAGCCGUUAUGGCGCUUUCUGAAGCGGGACGUGCAGGCGCCGUUCGCCGUGCAGCUGGAGGUGCUCGACGGCCACGAGCCCGACCCCGGGCGGCUGCUGGGCCAGGCGGUGCACGAGCGCGCCUUCCUGGGGCCCGGGGUGCGGCGGAAGCCGGUGCGCGCGGGCCGGGUGCGCGGCACGCUCUUCCUGCCGCCAGGACCUGGCCCUUUCCCAGGGGUCAUUGACAUCUUUGGUGUUGGAGGGGGCCUGCUGGAGUAUCGAGCCAGCCUUCUGGCCAGUCAUGGCUUUGCCACGUUGGCUCUGGCUUAUUAUGACUUUGACGAUCUCCCCACGAGACUGGACAGCAUACACCUGGACUACUUUGAAGAAGCCGUGAGCUACAUGCUGCAGCACGCCCAGGUUAAAGGCCCAGGCAUUGGGCUUCUGGGCAUUUCUUUAGGGGCAGAUAUUUGUCUCUCCAUGGCCUCAUUUUUGAAGAACAUCUCAGCCACAGUUUCCAUCAAUGGAUCAGGCGUCAGUGGGAGCGCAGACAUACACUACAAGCAGACUUGCCUCCCACGAUUGGGCUAUGAUCUGAGGAGAAUCAAGGUAGCUUUCUCAGGCCUCCUGGAUAUUGUGGAUAUGCGGAAUGAUGUUGUAGGGGGGUGUGAAGACCCCAGCAUGAUUCCAAUAGACAAGGCCCAGGGGCCCAUCCUCUUCAUCGUUGGUCUGGAUGACCAUAACUGGAGGAGUGAGUUCUAUGCCCAGCUAGCCUCUGAUCGCUUACAGGCCCAUGGAAAGGAAAAACCCCAGAUCAUCUCUUACCCUGGCGCUGGGCAUAACAUCGAGCCUCCUUACUUCCCCCUGUGCCCAGCUUCCCUGCACAAACUUGUGGACAAACCUGUGCUCUGGGGUGGGGAGCCCAGGGCUCAUUCUAAGGCCCAGGUAGAUGCUUGGAAGCAGAUUCUAACCUUCUUCUGCAAACAUCUUGGAGGGACCCAGAAGAGAGCUUCCCCCAAAUUGUAAUGCACUGGUCUGUUGUAGGCAUGAGAGAUUCAAGGUCACAUUCUACUGUGUAAUGAUUCGAAUGUGAAUCAGUUUUUGCCUGUAUAACAUUAAACUCGUGUCAAUAUUAAUGAUGGAUUUAGGUAACUUUUUUGAAUGUUGUGUUUUCAUUAGUUUUACUAAUGUGACACAUGCCUGUUGUAGAAGAUUCAGUUAGAGCUAUAAACACAAAAAGUAAAAAGCAUCCCUGCUGUUAAAAUCUGUGUUUCUUCCAGAUUCUUUUACUUAACACUUUCAGCCAUAGGUGAAAUUUAAGGCUGAACAAAUACUGGGUUACUUUUCCAUCACUGGGAGAGAAUGGCCAUCCAGUGUUGCUACUGGUUCAGCUCCUGGCAGCAGGGUAGACUUGGGGUUGGCCAAAAGUAUGCAGAGACGUAUUGCUAUAAGGGAAGCCAGACUUCUCUUUCCUCAUGGAGAUCAGAGAAGAAUCCUUUGGAAGUGGAAGUUGGGGUAAAGAAGGAGGCAUCUGUCUCUGGAAUAGUUAAGCCUAAACUCUGUUCCAAGAGUGAGUAACUGUGACCUAUUUUCCUUCUUGCUCCUGGAUGUAAGGAUACGCUUUGGAAAGUCAUAGUGUGAUGUUCUUUGAGACAUCAUUCCUCACUUGCCUUGACAUCAGGGCGACAAAGCAUUGUGUAAUUGUAUUUGAAGAGAUAAUAGCUAAUUUUCCAAACCUGUCAAAGACAUCGAGAAACAUAUUCAAGAAGCACAAUGUCUUUGUCAGCUCAGGCUGCUAUAACAAAAUAUAGACUGGGUGGUUUAAACACUAGACAUUCAUUUCUCACAGUUCUGGAAGCUGGGAAGGCCAAGACCAGGUUCCAAGGGAUUCAGUUCUCCUCACAUGGGGGAGAAAGAAAGAGCUGUGGUAUGUUUCCCUUUUUUGUAAGGACACUAAUUGAUGGAGGCCUCACUCUCAUGACCUCCUUUCAACCUAAUUACCUCCCAAAGGCGCCACUUUGAAAUACCAUCUCACUGAGGGCCAGCACUUCACCGUAGGAACUGGGUGGGAGGGACACAACCAGUCAGUCCAUAAAAACUAUAAGCCUCAAGCAAGAGAAAUAUAAAGAAACCAACACUUAACACAUCACAGAAAUAUCGUUUGUGGCAGUUUUAUAAAAUAGCCAUAAAUUCUUUGAUGUUUCUCCCAACAACAAGUGGGAGAUCCUUGUCCCUUCCCCUCACAUCUGAAUGGGCUUCUGAGUGCUUCAGUCAGUAGAGUAGAGCAGAACUGAUGCUAUGUGGCUUCAGAGGACAGGUCAUCAAAGGCCAUGAAGAUCGCACCUUGCUUCCUGGGAACACUUGCUCUUGGAGCCCUGAACCACCAUGUAAGAAGUUUCACUGCUUUGAAGGUGUAAUGCUGGGACGAAGCCCGAAACACACGGAGAGGCCACUGGUAGGCACUUGCUGUGAGAGUCCCAAGUGAGCUCAGCCUUGAGUCAUCUCCACCCUGGUGCUGAGUAUGUGAGUGAAAAAACCUCCUGAUGAUUCUCGCCACAGCCAUUUGAAUCUUCCCAGCAAAGGCUUCAGAUAUCCUAAAGCAGAGAAGAGUUGUCCCUGUCAAUCCUUGUCCAAAGUGUGGAUUUGUGAGCCAAAUAAAUGACUGUUGUUUGA